UAAACAAUUUGUAAAUUGAGGAUUAAUUUAAUUCAUUCCACUAUUUUUUAAUUCAGUGAUGACUAUUUAUCAUUUAUAUAUUUUUGAUAAAUUCGGCACUAUGCUAUAUUAUGCCGAAUGGAACCGUACAAAAAAAUCUGGUGUUAGCAGAGAAGAGGAAGCGAAACUUACUUAUGGAAUGCUUUUUUCAAUAAAAUCAUUCGUAAGUAAAAUAUCUCCACAUGAUCCCCGCGAAGGAUUUCUUUACUACAAAACGAACCGAUAUGCGCUCCACUACAUGGAAACACCUUCCGGCCUAAAGUUUGUGCUGUAUACCGACACUGCUGCGUUGAAUGUGAAAGAACUGUUACAGCAGUUGUAUAGCAAAAUUUGGGUAGAAUAUGUCGUACGUGAUCCACUUUGGAAUCCAGGCACACCCGUAACAUCGGAGUUGUUUCAAACGAAGUUAGAUGAAUUCAUAAAGCAGUCCGCUCUGUAUGGCAUACGUAAUAUAUAAGACAUAAUAAUCAUUAGUGGAAAUUUACUUUAUUUAAACAUUUCUGUUCCGUUGGGUGACCAUUAGCUCAAUAUAUAUCAUUAAAUAUUUCUGAAUUUAAUACAAAAUACUUGUAUUUAUCUAAUUAAUUUUACUUGAAAGUACUGCCUACUGAUUUCGAUCAAAAACUUCCCCUUAGUUUUUAGAUUAUGCUUCAGUAUAUAACCAUUCCGAACGAAUUUGUUAAGAUUUUUCUCAAUGUUGGUUAGUAAUAAAACAGUGCAGAUAACAAUAUGUUGUA
Messenger RNA from Bactrocera tryoni, 776 nucleotides. RefSeq names its product trafficking protein particle complex subunit 1 (gene Bet5). Gene Ontology annotation, cellular component: TRAPP complex. NCBI's taxonomy places the organism in Eukaryota, Metazoa, Arthropoda, Insecta, Diptera, Tephritidae. Gene Ontology annotation, biological process: endoplasmic reticulum to Golgi vesicle-mediated transport. The record is from RefSeq and is a predicted model, not a curated record. The transcript is spliced from 3 exons. The coding region runs from base 59 to 496 and encodes 145 amino acids.